Eremothecium cymbalariae DBVPG#7215 is the source of this 477-nucleotide messenger RNA. RefSeq lists its product as uncharacterized. The record is from RefSeq and is a predicted model, not a curated record. Lineage: Eukaryota; Fungi; Ascomycota; Saccharomycetes; Saccharomycetales; Saccharomycetaceae. The transcript has a single exon. Bases 1 to 477 code for a protein of 158 amino acids.
AUGCUUUUUUACAUACAAGAUGGAUUUAUGCACACUAAAAAAAAUCAAGGGUUGGAAGAAGUUGUGACAGGUGACGGAAAACUGCGCCUUGCAGAUGAUGGUAGGGGCUUUUUAAAAUUGUGGGAAAGUAGUGGUAGUGGGCGUCCUACGUUUGAAACGGAAAGUGAACAAAGAUAUGUGUGGAAAAAAAUCAUGCAGAAAUGGAAAGGAGGCGAGCCUGAAUGGGAGCUAGUUUCCAAGAGAUCUAUAGGCAGAGAAUUCUGGCUGGACCGACAGAAGGAAGCAUGUGGGUGGAGCGCGGGGGGGGGGAAGGGAACGGAAUAUAGUAAGGAUGGUUUAGGUUUACGAAAAACCCUCCCCCAAGUGCAUGAUGCACAUUGCACACUGGUCAUACAUAUACAAGGAAUAGCUUACUUCUAUAUAGAAUACAGUGCGAGUGUGAUAAAAAAACAAAGGAUAUCUGUCAAAGAGUGUUAA